Messenger RNA from Orbicella faveolata, 1077 nucleotides. RefSeq lists its product as uncharacterized. The record is from RefSeq and is a predicted model, not a curated record. Gene Ontology annotation, molecular function: protein binding. NCBI's taxonomy places the organism in Eukaryota, Metazoa, Cnidaria, Anthozoa, Scleractinia, Merulinidae.
GCAUAACGGGGUGGUCUCACUUUGGAUGUUCAUGACGAAACGUCACUAAUUUUAGCUGUCAAAAUAUCUUUUAGGGUGCACUCGCAGAAAUAAUAAUAAAACAUUUUUAGGCUCGAUUUCCGCGAGUCUCUAGAUCUCUGGGUCGACUCCUUUCCUGAACAGCACGGCUGGUGAUCGAACCGAUUCCGUUUUAAGUACUAUCCGUUUUAGGGGUCGACUAAAGCUCGAGCCAAGCCUAGAUUGGUCUCAAAUCUAAUUCAAAUUUUCCGACAAGCAUCCCUGACCUUUUCAUGUCUCCUCCGGAAAUAGCAACUACAUGAAAAUAGCGUGACAACACAGGGGACAGCACUGGGUCGCACGGUUAGUGAGAGGUUGGAAUCGGAGAAAUAAGUACAAUAUCACCUUUCGUUUUCGUGACAUGAAUUGUCGGGUUUCUAAGCAGAAACUCCCCUCGCACGCAUUAUGAGCCUUAUUGCUACAACUUUCUCAAGUUGCUUGCCGUUAUGUAGUGUUGUAACAAUCUUCUGUGAAUCCAGUGAUGGUAAAUGCAUCAGCCUUCUCGGUGGACCUUUCGAUACCUGUACAAAAGCCGGGUACAACAACACCUUACCACUUCGAGAGGAAGUCACGGAUUCACUGUUGUCUGAUCUUUCGAGAUAUUUACCCUAUUUUAUAAGGGCCUGGGAAAACUGUUCCUCCGUGGAGCUUGGAGCAGCGUUGGAGUGUUCGUUCUAUUUCCCCAAGUGCAACUCAGAAGGAAAGCGCGUGUUACCUUGCAGACGAGUUUGUGGUGAGCUGCUGAAGCGUUGCUUGAACCACCCAGGUCAAGCCGACUAUCGCGAGGUCCUAAUGAAUUUUGUUCUUGCUCAGUGCCUUUCUUUACCAAAUGAGACAGCAAGCAGCAAGAAGUGUUUCGAGCCACCUAAUUUUGCCAGCAAUGACAGUGUACCUAGUCCACUGGAUCGUGGCUGUCAAAAGUUGAUCUUUCCUGCCUGUAAAAACUUGGGUAUUUACCAGCACACUUUAUUUUCGGAGUCCGUCCAAAAGAAGUUUUACAAAUGGCUUUAUAACAGACUU